This is a messenger RNA of Prorocentrum cordatum, 11805 nucleotides long. The record is from the annotation of a GenBank genome assembly. Lineage: Eukaryota; Dinophyceae; Prorocentrales; Prorocentraceae.
AUGAGUUCGCCAUCGGAGGCUUUCUUGUCCGAUGAGGAGUGGGGGGUGGGCGGCGGCCAGGGGAUCGUGCUGCGCCAGCCUGCCUCCGCGCGCGCCGUGGCAGGCCCGCUGGUGGAGGCCGCUGGCAGCGGCGGCGGCCGACGGCACUCGGUAGGCCCUCUGGCCAGCUUGGCGCUGGUGAUGGUCGAGAAGAGGUUCCCCGACGGCGGCGCCGUCACCUUGUCGAGCGCGCUCUCGGUGGGACAACGACUGGGCAUACCGCGAGGACACUUCAGAGAACGCGUGUAUGCUGUUGCUCACGCGACCUUCGUGGCCUCGCGAGAGCACGUGCUGUCCGUCAUCGACCGCAUGCUUGGCGCAUGCAGGGCCUCUCGGGAGCAGCUCGGUAGUGCUGUCACCGCGCCAUUGGUGUUCUUCCGAAAGCGCAAAUACGAUGGCACACGCAUGAAGCUCACGACCACCGUGUCGCAGGUGUACGAUGACGACGUCAUCUGUGAGCACACGGUUGGCGCUCGCGAGGUUUUCGUCGCCAAGGGCCAGUUCGGCAUGAUGAUGCGACGCAGGGCCGAUGGUGGUGCUGCGGACUUCUUGCACGUGCAUGGCACUGUGCCGACGCAUCUUUGUGUGCUCGACGGCUCUUCUGCUGAGGUCGUGCACGCGGCUCUGCGCAGGCAAUUGGAUCUGCCUUGCGACGGCCCCCUCGACCUGAUGGUCCCCAGGCAGGUGGACAUCGCGUGCUGCGACGCUGCCAGUGGCAACCUCCGAAACGAGCGUGCCUUUGCAGAAGCGUUCCCUCGGAGGUCUCAGCUGACCUUGUUGUGUCGGGCACACAAGAAGAAGAAGGUCGCCGAGCAGGGGCUCAUCGCGAUCAGGCCAUUCGACACGAACCUCGUUCGAUGUCAAAUGUCCUUGACGGGUGAUCACCUUCUCGAGCUGAGACACCAGGCCAGGUUGAUCCAUGGAGAGCAGCUCGUGCCCUCGGCCGACGGCCCAGACGGCGGGGACCCAGCAGACCAGGACGACGUGAACGCCUUCAGGGAGCAGCACGACCAGCGAGUUGCUGGCAGCCGCGCCUGGAUGCUCAGCGGCGCCGUCGCUGACGAUAUGUUCAUCGGCUCGGUGCUGGCCGUGCGCACGGACUCCUACGUCACGCGGCAGUUGGCCUCCAGCGGCUCGGCAUUCGAGAAGCUGCAGCAGCACAAGGUGUCCCGCGGAGAGCCGGGGACAUAUCAAGCGUGGCUGGCUCAUGAGGACGAGGACACCCAUGAGUUGUUCAGAACAUGCUACGAGUCAAUCUUCAACGCAGCAUCGUGGUCUCCAUUGCAGGAGCAUACGGAGGCGGUGUCGCUGAAGGUUUACCGUUUGAUGUCAAGGAUGGGCGGGGUCGCAUACCAUCUUGUGCACAGGGCCAAUCGGAAUUGGCCGAUGCCGUUGCUGUAUGCCCUCAAGGAGCCUGCACAUUUGCACGCUCUCGGUGCGACCAAGCCCUGCCUUCUGGACCCGUACUCCCUGGAUUUCGCGAAGUUCUACCAUGGGCGUUUGGGCUCGCAGGAGGCAGCGAAUGAGCUGAAGGGCGUCCUGGUCAUGGCCGACAUGGACACCGCCGACGUGGAACGGCUGCAUUCGGUGAACCAGAGGAGUGCGCGCUUCAGGGUUUGGACACACGUCGAGACCGUCGCAGAGGUGAGUGCCCAUUUCACGGCGCAGUCGGCAAGUGAUUUCGACGUCGAUUCAGCACCUUGCCCGACCGACCUUCGGAGAGGCCCUGCCCCGAGGCGGAAGCGCCAGGCGCAGGACCCGCGACGCGGUCGCAACAGCCUCCAGCAGUGGAUGUGGCGCGCAUUCGUGCACGUGAACGGCAUGUACAUAUCUGAUGGGACUGCUGCAGAGUUGUCGGAGAUGUAUUCUCAGCUGGAGGGGCCUGAGCUUGAUCAGUACAGGCUGCUGGCUGCCAUUGCGAGGGAUCGUCAUCUGUCUGGGGAGCGUGGCUUUGACAGGCGUCGGAAGCCGAGGGUGUCCUCGGCGUCGGACGGCGCGCUAGCUCUCGGCAUGGAGCCGAGCCGCCCUCGGAGCAAGCGUCCAGCAGCAGAGGGUGUCGCGCCGCAGGUAUCUCAGUUCGCCAACGUUCGCUCGUCGAUUCUGGAGGCUGCGGCGGCUGCUCGGGAGGAGGCCUCCCGCCGACGUCGCAGGGAGGGCUCGCAAGAGACCCGCGCGGCGGCCGCGGUGCGCGAUGCUGCCCGCGCGUCCAGGCAGGCCAGCUUGGAGCGGGACGGCAGCCUGCUCGCGCUCGUGGAUCGGGCCGCUGGCCCCGUCGCCGACGUCGAGGUCCAGGUCGAUACGGGCGCGGUUCUCAGGUAUCGCAGGCGCGCGCCGAACGUCGUUGCAGACGCCUGCCAGAGCUUUGGCGGCAGCAGCGGCGAGUCGGUGGAUCAGCGAGCGUCGAGGUGGGAAGCCUUGCGCACGACUUUCACGAAGUCCAACGUGCCAUGCCUGGGCAGAGUGGCCAUCGACCGCAGGGUUUGCCACGAGGCGGAGACCUGCAUCCACGAGGGCGACGGCAUCGGGCUGCGGCUGAUCGAGCGGCACGUCAAGUUCGUGUUCAUUCUCCUUCGCAACUCGUUGCUUGGCAAGAAGGCCGCCAAGGUGGCCAACUACGCUUGUGCGUUUCGGGGCCCUCUCACGGAGGCGUCGCCGUGCCAGCCCUUGGCGUCGUUGAUCGCAUUCGCGGCCUUCGAAGGGGGGGGCUCUCCGAUGAAGGCACUGCUGGCCAGUGGCGACGGCGUGCUCCGCUUCACCAGCACCACGGCCAUUCAAGAGAAGCCUUUCUCGCCCACGGUGGUCGAGCUGGAGAGGGACCAGCCCAGGGACUGCGGCGACAUCUUGGGGGUGUCACCGAUUCGGGUCGAGGAUCCGAAGAUGUUCUGGCGAUCCCUUUGGGAGAUGAUCAAGAGCUUCGAGGCGGAGCAGAUCAGGGCGAUCAGCUUCUGGCGGUUCGUGUCUCGGUCCAGGCAGGUCGCCAGCGUGGAACCAUGGAAGCUGUACAUCAGCCGCCGGACUCCCGAGGUCGACCCGCCUCGGCCCAAGGCUCGCCGACAGCGGCGCGCUGCAGGAGGGGGCCGCGCUGGGCGCCAGGGCCGCGGGCGCGGCGGGCGCGGCAGGGGCGGGGGCAGGGCUGCGGCGCUUGCCGAUGGCGAUGCGAGCAGCCAGUCUGGCUCCAGUUCGAGCUCGUCGAGCUCGCCGAGCUCUUCGAGCUCGUCGAGUUCGGACUCCGACGACCCCGCCGAGGGCAAGGAUGGCGGCGCCGAGGCUUCGUCCGAUCCGGACGAGGACCAUGGCGAGACCACAGAGUCCGCUGAGGGCGACAGCGUUCCCGAGCAUCUCGGCAAGGUGCCCGCUGAGAUUGCGGUUCGCCACCGCAGCGGCAUCAUUCGAUUUUACGGCACGACGAGCACCAUGGUGGCGCAGUGUUUGGUGCCAUCACACCAGGGCGAGGCUUCUGGAUGCUUCCUUACCCGAACAUGCCGAGAGAUGAAGAGCAACAGGGCGAAAGGCAGGUGCCUCGGCCUGAUGUGCGCGUGGCUCGGCGUGACCGAGGAGACGGGGAUCACACGAUGGGACCACGUCCACACGUGGAAACCUGACCACGCCGAGCGCAGGGAUGCGCGGCGGGACGCGCUGGCCAGCGGGGAGCCGUCGUUCAGGGCCCUGGCCGAGAAGGAGAGGGGCGAGAACGACUGCGACGUGGAUGGCGAGCCGAUCCGCGACCCUUCGACGCGCGCUGUCAAAGUCCAGGCGGCUGCUGCCCAAUCGGUGCCAGCCGACACGGCAACUGGCAGUUUUGCGCGCGGGGUCUUCUGCAGGGCGAUGCUGUUCGUUGUUGCCGACGAGCGCGCGGGCGUUGAGCCCGCGCAGAGCGGCGCGUCGCUCGACCAUGUCAGCGCCGCAACGUGCGGUCAGCUUUGCCCCACGCAGAAUGUCACGGCCGCGUUGGCCAUGUUGCCCGUGGCAAUUGGCGCCGCGAGCGUUCGCGCUCGUGCGCGCAGGCGGGCGGGGCGCCGUGCGGGCGUCUCGUUGGCCUCUGUGUACACUGCAGACUUGGAUUGGGUGGGAGGGCGCCGCUGCUGCGCGUGCGACUCUGAGAAGCGGAGGUGGGGCAGCGUGGGCGUCGCCGCGCGUGGACCCGUACUUCAGCGGGGCCAGCGCAUGAGGGUGUCGGCCUGGGUUGGGUUGGACCCAGAAGCCAACGCCCUAGGGUCCAGGCAGAGUGGCCACGCCAAGUACAAGGCAGGCGCAUCGGCCUGCGCCUUGAACGCGGCCAUGCAGUGCCAAAGGACCCUGCCGCGUGGCAAAGGCACCCGUGCAUUGUCACAGCUGUGCGUGUGCGUUUACCGCACGGGCGCAGUGUUGCGACCGUGGUGCCCCGUGUUCGGGUGUUUUCGCUCGGCCACGUGCGUUUGCGGCAUGGCCAUUGAUUGCUCUGUUGUCGGGACUUUGAACCUCGUGAUAACUGACGCCAACAAACCGACGGGCUACGAGUGUAGGAUAGAUAACGUUGACAUCAAGUGUUCAGUGGUGAUCAUGGGCCCGCAGUACCGCGACCCGCCCGCACCGACAGACCUCGCGUCAGCAGGCUCAGACCCUCCGCACUUGCCUGAAGAGCUUGCCAAAGAGGAGCGGGGCGCCAAAGAUGUGGAAGCCAUCCAGCCUUCUGUCCCCGCCAAUAUUCAGCCAAUUUAUCAUUACGAGCAUUUGGAGUACGAGUCGGGCUGGAGAGCUGACCAGGCGCACUAUGAUGCAGAGGUGCCCGUGGACGUGGCGACGUCCAAGCGGGGUGGAACCUCCACAGCUCCGCGGCUAGCCUGCGACUGCUGCUGGCUGACCCACGAGCGGCACUUCAGCGGGGAUGCCGCCUGGCCCGACAUCGUCGAACGCUGCCGCGAGGAGCCAGAGUUCAACGGCGACUUCGAGGCUCGGGCCGCAGCAGACAUGGAUUUGGAGAGCCAGAUCGCCGCCGCAUCGGAACGUGGGAGCGUGGAGGUGCACACGUACUACGGCCAGGAGGUCAGCACCAGCAUGGUGCAGCUCACGCCUAAGCAGUGGAGCACGCAGGUGGUCCCGCGCGGGGUGGUUGGCAUGACCCCCGAGAGUUGCGACCAGUACCAAUCUCAGCACCCGUACGUCAGCAUCAAGAACUACACGAGGACGGAGGUGAAGGUGGCAAUAGUCAAGUUGACGCCCCAACAGGCCGUGAAGACGGGUGCGGAGAUGGAGUUUGUGAAGCGGGAGGUGACGAGGUUGCGCCAGAGUCAGGCGGUUGCCGUCAGAGGGUUCAGCAAGGUCCCAACGAUCACAGAGUUGCAGCAGUUGGCUCACGCGAAGGCUUCUACAUCUGGGAUGCUUCCCAAGGCGCCGCCGUCGAAGCCACGCGGUCCUGGACACUCUGCCCCGCUUCCGAUCGAGAACGGCCGCGUGGAGGACGAGUCGGAGACCGCCACCAGCUCUCUAGGCGCUAGCGGCCGCCUGAACGCUGCAGGUGAUGCUGUGCCAACGGGAGCUCCCGUGGCCAAGAGUCCAGGCAGCCUUGCCAGCGGCGUGGGCCAGGGGGGGGGCUCCAGGCCAGCCUCCGCCAAGUCGGCGCCAGUCGCGUCGAGCUCGUCGGUGGUGCCCAGGGGCAGCGUCGCCUCCGCCUUGGACCGCAGUGGACAGCAAGUGCGGCGCUCCGAGUCAGGAGAGUUGCCAGAUCUCCCUCGGGACAGGUCAAGGUCUCCAGUAGGGAGCGUUGCCUGCUCCGUGGUCGAGUCUGGCUCUGGCGGCAGGGGCAACAAGGCGGGGCUCCCUGGUUCUGCUGAGAAGGCGCGCUUCGACGGCUACAAGAACGACUUGGUGAUCCACGAGAUCUUGGAUGGGAGCCUCAAGGGGGACCGAUCCUACGGCCUGAAGAGGUUCAAACCGAAGUCGGCCAGCCUGGCCGUGAUGGCAGCCAAGCUUCAUACGAAGGUGGAGGCGGCGAGCGCCUUGUCCAGCAACCUCGACAGCAUGGAGUGGCCCCAGGUGGUCCAUCACUUGAAGGAGCCCACCACGCAGGAUGUGGAGGCGUCGACUUUAUUUCGCAAGGCUCUCCUGAAGAGGUUCGUGAAGCAGGCCUUGAACGAGGACGAGAUGGUGAUUGAGGCUUUGACGCCAUGGACGCCCUUCCCCGAUGAGUUCGACGUCACCGCGCCCAAAGCUGCGUCCAUGAAGAACCUCAGCACGACUGAGAUGAUCGAGAUGUUGCGUGAAAUCAUAUUGGACGUCGUCGUGCUGCCCCAGUUGCUUGACGCCAAGAGGGUUCCACAUCUGCAGCAUUGUGGCAAGCUGCUCGCGGAGGCGUUCCACAUCACGAGCGACUACCCUGGGGAUCUGAGGGGCUUCAGCGAGCACGUCGUCGCGCUUGGCAUGCUGCUGCACCACUUGCCGAACAAUGAUCCCAUGAGCUUCUCAGAGUGUGGGCCUUUCAUGCCGAAGAUGAUCGCGCUGCUGACUGGCGUGUGCGAACCGUGGUCACACUACAAGGCGAGUUUCAGGCGCGCGGCCUCCACCGACAUCCAGAUUGCGCCCAAGAUGAAGCAGAUCGUCGACGACCUCGAGCAGGUAAGGUGCAACAUGGACGGCAUAGUGUUCAUGCGUACGGUUGUCGGGGGGAUCGAAGCUUGGAGAAAGACAUGCCGCGGAGCAUCGAAGUCGACCCACGUCACAGAGAGCACCUUGUUCAAGAGGAUGGAGUAUGUCGCCAAGGAAAUCCUGAUGCAGAGCGCGGACACAGUUGACAAGAAGGUCGGGACGGCGCUGCUGGAGGUGUUCGCCAACUUCGCACGCGUCAAGGGGUACGAGCAGGACACAGCUGACGAUCCGUUUGAUGGCAUGCACAAUGCCCUGGUCACCCACCUGGACCACUCUGCGAGGAUGUGUGUCGAGAAGGGCUGGAAGGACCACGCCGAGAAGUACCUCAACGCGGAUGCCCACGAGGAAGUGUUCCACCAGAUCAAGCUGUUCUUGGCGGAGCACAGGAACGUUCACGUACCUGUGCCAGAGGACGGUUCUCUCAUCAUACGGGCCGCUUGCCACGUGAUCCAGAACAUCGGCCUCUUGACGGCUGACCUGAAGCUUGAGCAGGUGGGUUCUUGCGAAGCGAUGGUCGCGGACGCGAUCGACAAGCACGUCGUCGCCACUGAGAUGAUGUUCACAGUCGAGCCCUCGGACGCCACCAAGCUGGAGCUGGCAGCGCUCCAGGCAAGGCUGGCGGACGUCUACGCGGUCAUCGGGGUUGCGAAGCACGCCAGGGAGUUCUACGAGACGACCGCCGCCAGCACGGUCGAGCUUCGCAAGUCCUGGGAGAAGCUCGACUCGGCGCUCGGGGCACUACCAGCCAAGGAGUCCGAGCAGUACGACGAGGUCUUGAGGACGAAGUUGCAGGCCAUCAGCUUCGAGGAGUUCACGUCGACGACCUCGAACUGGAAAGAGAUCGGCCUGCAUCUGGCCAACGAGUACUCACAGAGCACGUUCGAGAGCUUGGUCGAGAAAGGCCAGCUGACGGCCCAGGGCCUCAAGAAGAUCGCGGGCGGCAUGCAGAAUGGCUCCAACUACCUGGACGGCUACAGCGGCAGCCUCGAGAGCUUCGACGAGCUGAUGGCUUGGAUGAAAGCCACGUUGUUCAAGCAGCUGGGCCUGGCGACGAGGCUGAAGCAGUCGCACAAAGAGCUCCUCCACCAGCUGGCUGAGCUCGAGGUGGAGGUGGCCAGCCUCAAAGUCUCAUCGGAGAAGUGGGCGCCCAUCCGCGACGAAUGGAAGUCGUUGCUGAAGAUAGCGGAUAUCACGCUCACGGUGGCGUCGUUGGCCCAGCUGCUGAAGGAUAAGACGAAGAACGACGGCGUCACCAAGGACGGCCUACAGCGUGCCAUCGACAGCAUGCAGGGCCGCGCGGUGGCGAUCACCGACAUCCCGCAGGCGCUGUGGGAGGCCGCGCGGCGGUCGUCGGCUGGGGUUCGGAGCCUCCGCUGUGGGACUGUUCCUGCUGGCACCUGCCCGUCGACAGUGGCGCCCGAGCCGCCGGGCCGGCCCUCGCUGGGUGCCCCAGUGCGGCUCGCGCCCGACUGUGCCGCGGCGAUCGAGGUCCUCUGGCCGUGCGUGGGACGCCUCGCGGUCUCGGCCGACCUCGCUCUCGCCGGGCGCCUGGGGUUCGGGGACCUCGAGGAGCUCUUCGUGCUGUACUUGAGCCGCCGUGCUGCGUGGCCCGACUCGACGCAGCUCCGGGUGAUCCGCAGCGGAGUGUACCCUCUGACGACGGGUCAGUCGUCGAGGUCUCUGCCGUACUACGUGGCGGAGGUUGUGCCGCUUGCAAUGUUCCUGACGGACGACGUAUUGCACGGGCUGAUCGUGGAGGCCCGCAUCGAGGUGGCGCCCUUGCAGGAGUCUGAGCCCGAUCGCCACACGCCAGCGGGCCCGUCACACUGCCUGUCGGAGGAUGGCCGCCAGCGCCCGCCCCGUCGCCGCCGUCCCCAGGGCGAGCAGGUGAGGCUCGCCGGCAAGGAAAGCAACCCACCUGUCGCCGACGCGGGUGCGGGAGCCGCCGAGUCACCUGGCGGCGCCGGGUACGCGGGCGGCAGCAUGCUGGCCGCCGACGGCGAGCGGCAUCGCUGGCUGGCCAGCAAACCUGGUCGGAUCGGGGAGUUGGGAAUCCCUGUGCUGCACGCAUACGUCAUGAUCUGGCUGGGUGACCGCAGCGUCGCCGACAUCGACGGCGAGACAAUGCCGAUGCGGAGCGCUCCUGGGACCAACGUGGCCGACUACGCGACCAUGAAGACCUCGGCCUACGAGGUGGCGGUUCACUACGUCGGCGGCGCGCCCAACUACUUCGGGCGGCGUGUUGAGAUCGUGCCGAGCCGCGCGCCUUUCCACGGCGAUGGAUCCGAGCCGACCGCCCCUGCAGACGCCGCCGAGCCGAGCGAUGUUCGCACUUCGUGGGAGGAUACUGACGCCAUGAACGACCCGCUCAAGUCAUGGCGUAAUGAGGUCACGGAGAGCUACCCCACUGUGUGGACCGGCAGCCCCGUGGAGGCGCGGGUCUGCCCGAUGUUUAUCCUCAGGCACUCUGAUCGGCAUGGCGACAUCGUCAGGAGGUGCCUUGACCUCUGGUCUCGCUCGAAGAUUCUUUGGCCGCGCGAGCAGGUCAUAUACGAGAGCUCCGUCCCCUACGAGGUCAUCUACGAGGGUGGCUCCUACGACCAGCUCAACAAGCCAUCGCUGUUCAUCUUCGAGUGCAUAGCGCACCGUUUCCAGAGUAGUGUGGACGUGUACUCGGUCGACUCCUCUUGGCCGCAGUUGGCCAGCGCAGGGCUUCACUCCAGCGUGGGUUUUGCGGUGGUCAUGGUCGCGCCCGAGCUGGAGCACUACGUGGCCAAGACGGCCGUGGACGAGGCCGAGGUCGAGUUCAUGCGGGUGCAGGCCCGCAUCCUUUUGAUCUCUGCCGACGCCGCCGCUGCUGGCGGCCGCGGGGUCUACGACACCGAGACGGCCUACACUACCCUGGCACCCUACCAACGGGGCGCGGUUUCUCUUCCUUGUGACGUCUCGACGGCCCCGGCCGUGGGAACCUUGGUCACGGGGCGCGCCCUCGAGUAUCUGGUAGAGGCAGAGGAGCAGAUGAUCAGGGCCGACGCUGAGGUCCAGCUUGACCGUGUGACGAAUGGCGAAAUCAAGAUCUACACCGACCCGCUGCUCGCCAAUAGUCGCCGACGGUACUCCACCUUCGUGAAGGAUCUGAAGCGGAAGGGCUUGGUGGGCUUCACCCGCGAUCCCAAGGAGUUCGUGGGUGUUUUCUUCGUCUGGAAGAAGGAGCGCGCCUCCAUGAGGAUGGUGCUCGACUGUCGCCGCUCCAAUCAACGUUUCGUGACCCCUCCUGGGGUCGAGCUGCUGUCGACCGAAGGGCUUGGUCGGAUCGAGUGCGACACGGAGCAGACCGGCACAUUGCCCAUCUUCCUGGGCAAAGCUGACGUGAAGGAUUGCUUCCACCGCAUGAUGUUCGGCAACCACCUCUCCAAGUACUUCUGCUGGCUGGACGUGGUCGCUCUAUUUCGCUCAGGGCCCCCCAUCGUGCUGUCUCCGACCUCCUCCUGGCACUACGUAUACGUCGACAACGUUGGGCUCAUGUCGCUCGAUGCCUCCUACGUCAAGGGGGCUCUGGCGGACACCAUCGCGGCCUUCGACGCCGCGGGCCUCGUCAUGCAUGACAUCUCGGUGGACUCCGACACCGCCGAAGCGCUGGGAGUGACGCUCGAUGGCCAGAAACACCAGACCCUCGUCAACCACCGGCGCUACUGGAAGGUGAGACUCGGCCUGCGGUGGGCCCUCUCGUUGCGGCGCCUGGCAGGGCGAGAGCUCGAAGUAUUGCUUGGCCACCGUACGUUCGUUGGUUUGAUGUGCCGGGAGACCCUGUCCGUGCGGCACACCGUCUACACCUUCAUCCGUGAGCGGUACUGGGCCAAGAGCGACAUGUGGGAGUCCGCACGUCAGGAGCUCGAGUGCUUCCUCGGGCUGAUGCCGCUCCUUCGGUCUGAGUGGGAUCGGCCGUGGCUCACGCAAGUACUGUCCGUGGACGCCAGCCCGUACGGCUGGGGGAUAGCCAGCUCCGAGUUCGGAGUGUCGAUGGUGGAAAAACAGGGCAGGUGGCAUCCCUCAGAGCUCAACAGUAGCGACGCUGGGUCCCGUAUCUACGACCCCAACUACGACUCCACGAAGGAUCUCACUCGCCUGGUGGCUGACGGACACGGACCCGGAGACGUCCUGCCUCAGCCUGCGGAUCCACCUCGGUCCGUCGACGUGCCGGCUCAAGUUCCCGAAUCGCUCGAGAACCCAGAUUCUUUUGCCUGCACCGUAUUCCACGACUGCCAGGAUGCGGGCCCGCAGCCUGGCGGCGCCGAGCCAAACCAUCGCUGGCCAGAGGAGUUGGCUCACGACGGUCGGGGCGCGUCCGAUGACGACUUCCUGUCCGCCUUCAGCGACCACGGGGCUAACGACGAGGCCUACUUGGCUGCGACCGGAGACACGCUCGAUGCUGGAUACUGGGAAGGCAAGACGCCCGCUCUCCUGCUGGUUCGGUGGACCAUCGCGGUGGAGUUCGCGAGGCGGGACGAGCUUGCCAUGGGUGUCGCCGUGAUGAACGGAGUCAGCCGCUACCUCAGGCCAGAGCUCCUCAACCGUACCUCGGCCAACCUGGUGGCCCCGGGGUCGCUGGUGUCGCAGUACUGGAGCCUCCUUUUGCAUCCUUCAGAGAGGGCAAAGAGGAGCCAGGUCGGCAAUGCGGACGAUUCGCUGACCAUCGUCUCGGCCCACAUGCUGCCGCGGGGUCACGUCUUCCUCCAGGCCUUGAAGGAGAAGGGCGGCCAGCUGUGGUCCUUCGAUUGUUUCACCUUCUGGGCGAAGUCGAAGACUGUCGCCAAGAUGUUGGGCAUGUUGCACCUUGUACCGUGCCUGAUGAGACAUUCGUGGACGUGGAUAGAUCGCCUCAAGCCAGAUCGCAGCCAGGCCACCGCCCGUCCGCGGCUAGUGAAGGACGGCACCUACAUGGCCGACCUGUUCUCGGGCUCAGGCAAAGUUUCUCGAGCGGCCACUCGGCUGGGGUUCUCAGCUAAGGCCUGGGACAUCAUCCACGGGCCCAACCAUGACCUCACAGACCCAGCGGUGCUCCGCCUACUGUUUUCGGACAUCCGUGACGGCAAGAUCUUCGCCGCCAUGAUCGCUCUCCCCUGCACCUCGCUGACCAUCGCUCGA